Messenger RNA from Lathyrus sativus (Indian pea), 807 nucleotides. Lineage: Eukaryota; Viridiplantae; Streptophyta; Magnoliopsida; Fabales; Fabaceae. The record is from the annotation of a GenBank genome assembly.
AUGUCACAACAACAACGACCAUCGCCAGCAGCAGUUUUUCUGACAAAAAUCUAUGAUAUGUUAGAUGAUUCUCAGACUGAUGACAUAAUUUGUUGGAGUUCAAAUGGAAACAGUUUUGUUGUAGGACAACAAAUUGAAUUUGCUAGGGAUUUGCUCCCUAAAUAUUUCAAACACAACAAUUUUUCAAGUUUUGUGCGUCAACUUAACACUUAUGGAUUUCGAAAAAUAGCGAGUGACAAAUGGGAAUUUGCCAAUGAGAAUUUCAAGCGAGGACAAAGAGAGCUACUGCCAGCAAUUAAGCGUCAAAAGAGCCAAUCAUAUGUGGCUAUAAGACCCGUUGGUGUCCAUAGGAGUUCAGCAUCGAAUCCCAGUCCCGAAAACAUGAGCUCAACCUCAACCGGAUCAGAAUUAAUGGAACGAAAUAUCCAGAUCUCUCACUUAACCAGUGAAAAUGAGAACUUGAAGAAGGAGAACGAGGAACUUAAGAGUCAAUUGGCUCUUGCAAAGAAGAAGUGUGACGAACUGGUUGCUUUAGUUCAUGACAAUGUCAAUGUUAGGGAUGAUGAGAUUAACUGCAUCAUUCAGCAAGGAAUAGGCGGGUCCAGCCAUGAUGCGGCGCGUUCUGAUGAUGAUGCUGCAGGCGUAGGAAAAUGUAAGGGUCAAGAGGGUGUUAAACUGUUUGGAGUUUGGGUUAAGGGUGGUGGAGAAGGGAGAGAUAAAGUGAGCAUUGAAAAUUGUGACGGUAAGCGUCAGAAAAGGGGGCAUGAAGAGACUGCUGGUAGUGAAAACAAGGAUUUCAAUAAUUGA